AUGUUAGGCCGCCUUCCAACUGGCGAAGGCUCCGUUACAUUAUAUACGGCAUUGAAUUGCAGCGUCUUCACGAAAAAGUCGGACUCCACAGCCAUGAUGCCAGCCAUCAGAACAACCACCGCCAUAAUCGCGGUGGCGGCCGCCUUGUUCGCAGCGGCGGUGGCGCAGUCGCCAGCGCCGGCCCCACAAUCUUCGCCAGAGGCGGCAGCGCCACAAUCGUCGCCAGCAGCGGCGCCGGAAGUAGCAAUUCCGCCGCCAGAAGGGGAGGCGCCGGGGCCGUCGGGGUCGUCGGACUGCCUGACUUACCUGUCGAACAUGUACGACUGCCUGUCGUACGUGGAGGAGGGGAGCAACGAGACGAAGCCGGCAAAGGCGUGCUGCCCGGAGCUGGCGGAGCUGGUGAAGAGCCACGUGAUCUGCCUGUGCCAGCUGCUGGGCGGCAACAUCAGCGAGACCAUUGGGAUACAGAUCAACGUCACCAAAGCUCUCAAUCUCCCUUCUGUCUGUGGCGUUCAGACUCCUCCUGCCAGCUACUGCGCAGCUUUCGGAUAUCCAGUAGCAGGAGUUCCAGUGCCAAGUGAAGCUCCUUCGCCAUCAACAGGAGGAGGAUUGGCACCUUCAUCUGGAAUCAAUGGCAAUGGAGCCUCAGCAGCAGCCACUGCAAUGUUCUCUGGGUCUGGGCCAUGCUUCCUUCUGGGCUUAGCAGCAAUUGCAUCCCUCACAACUCUCCUCUCAUUCUGAUUCUGAUUCUGAAUCUUCAAUUUUUUUUCUCUUUUUGAGCUUAAUUUCAAUACUGUUUGAAGCUACUCAUUCCAAUUUCUCCAUUCUUCUAGUAUUAUAUUAUAUUUUAUUAAUUAAUGUAACCACAUGAUAUUCCAUGCUUAAUUAGCUACUUAUUUCAAUAA
Diospyros lotus (date-plum) is the source of this 905-nucleotide messenger RNA. Its product is annotated as non-specific lipid transfer protein GPI-anchored 2. The record is from RefSeq and is a predicted model, not a curated record. Gene Ontology annotation, molecular function: lipid binding. Gene Ontology annotation, biological process: lipid transport. NCBI's taxonomy places the organism in Eukaryota, Viridiplantae, Streptophyta, Magnoliopsida, Ericales, Ebenaceae. The coding region runs from base 1 to 741 and encodes 246 amino acids. The transcript is spliced from 3 exons.